Aureobasidium subglaciale EXF-2481 is the source of this 1230-nucleotide messenger RNA. RefSeq lists its product as uncharacterized. Gene Ontology annotation, biological process: medium-chain fatty acid biosynthetic process; medium-chain fatty acid catabolic process. The transcript is spliced from 4 exons. The record is from RefSeq and is a predicted model, not a curated record. Bases 1 to 1230 code for a protein of 409 amino acids. Gene Ontology annotation, molecular function: acetylesterase activity; monoacylglycerol lipase activity. NCBI's taxonomy places the organism in Eukaryota, Fungi, Ascomycota, Dothideomycetes, Dothideales, Saccotheciaceae.
AUGGAUCUUUCAUGGCUGCUCGGCCAUGCCCGGGUUUCUUUUCACCACUCGAAGGAGACUAUCACUCUGGCCUCCAAGUCUGGAAAGACAGCGCUCUCCGACAUCUGCAAAGCAGUCACACCUCCUUGUAAAUUGAACCCUCUGCUAUUCAAUGGUCAUUUGCAUACUGCCUGGACUGCAGUAAAGGCCGCCGGACCUCCCAUCAUCUACAAGCGUCACAUCUUCGAGUCCGACGACUCUCGGUUUGCCGGCACUUUCUCUGUUGACUUUGUGGCCCACAAGCAGGCACCAGAAGAAGAUCCCACUCUGCCUCCACGUACAACUUACUUCACCGAAGACGAGUUUGCAAACAUUGGCAGUGAUGACACGAAGCCCAUGUUGAUCACACUACACGGACUCAGUGGUGGUUCCCACGAGAUAUAUCUCAGACAUGUGUUGGAGCCAUUAGUGGAUCAGAGUGAGCAAGGCGACUGGGAGGCCAUUGUCGUAAACAGCCGUGGCUGCGCUAUGAGCAAGAUUACUACGGGCAUCUUGUACAAUGCGAGAGCUACUUGGGAUUUGCGACAGACGGUCAAGUGGUGCAGAAAAAUGUACCCCAAUCGUCCUCUGUAUGCUAUUGGUUAUUCUUUGGGUGCCAACAUUCUCACAAAUUAUUUGGGCGAGGAAGGUGAUGCAUGUGAGCUGCAAGCUGCUGUGCUUUGUUCUAACCCCUGGAAACUCGAAGUCGCCUGUCGUGCUUUGCAACGUACCUGGCUUGGUCUGAAUGUCUACUCAAAGACAAUGGGGUCUAGCAUGAAGAAGCUUUUCGCACAACACGCAGAGCAGGUGGUGACAAUGGGUAAUAUUGACCCGGAGAGGGUUGCAAAGUGUACAUAUCUACACGAGUUUGACAGAGAGAUCCAGUGCGCGACCUGGGGAUACCCGACAGCAUACGCAUACUACCGCGAUGCAUCUUCAGCAGAUUCAGUUACUGCCAUCCGCAUUCCAACCUUUGCUAUCCAUGCCGAAGACGACCCUAUCGCUGUGGAUGAGGCAGUUCCUUACGAGGAGAUCGAGCAGAAUCCGUACGUGGUCAUGUGCUCGACAUCGACCGGUGGUCACUUGAGUUGGUUUGAAGUAGGCGGAACAAGAUGGUUCUCCAAGCCGGUAUGUUUUUGUGUUUGCGGCGUCGGUGAACAGAAUGCUGAUCCCAUGAUAGGCAGUGAAUUUCCUCCAGAAGAUGGCACGUGA